UUCUUUAAAACAGAGAAGCUAUUCUCGCUCUCUUGUUCGAAAUAAUAAAGAACCCCAAUUCACACACACUGCCUGAGAAAACCACACACACAACAUACGCGGUGAAUGCGUAUGAAAAACCUCUCUUCAUUUGAAGGCCCGAAGGGAUUCCCUGAAUUCUAGUUUCCAUGGCUCAAAAGCUGCAGCAGCAGCUGAAAGAGCUGGGAUCGAAGUUGGAGACUCCUCCGGCUUCGAAAGACGCUCUCAUUAAACUCUUGAAGCAAGGCGCAGCAUAUCUGUCUGAAUUAGAUCAGUCACCUCCAAAACCAAUAGUUGAGUCCAUGCAGUCUCUCUUAAAUGCCGUUGUAGAGCCAGAACUUUUGAAACAUCAAGAUCGGGAGGUCAAGCUCUUAGUGGCUUCCUGUAUCUGUGAAAUAACUAGAAUUACUGCCCCUGAGGCUCCUUACGAUGAUGAUGUUCUGAAGGAUACUUUUCAGCUGAUCGUCAGUACUUUCAGUGGCUUAAGUGAUAUAAGUGGCCCAACAUUUGGAAGGAGGGUUGUAAUUCUUGAAACCUUGGCAAGAUAUAGAUCUUGUGUGGUGAUGCUGGAUCUUGAGUGUGAUGAUCUCAUAGAUGAAAUGUUCAAUAUUUUCUUUGCUGUUGCCAGAGAUGACCACCCUGGGAAUGUAUUGACUUCAAUGCAAACAAUCAUGGAGGUUCUCUUGGAAGAAAGUGAGGAUGUACCAGAGAACCUGUUACUUAUUUUGUUGUCUAUUUUAGGCCGAGAUAAGGAGGAUGUAACUCUGGCUGCGAGGAGGCUUGCUAUGAAUGUGAUAGGGAAUUGUGCUGCAAAACUGGAACCUAGCAUAAAACAGUUUCUUGUGUCGUCGAUGUCAGGAGACAGCAGACCCCUAAAGUGUGAGAUUAAUUAUCAUCGUGUACUUUAUGACAUCUAUCGCUGUGCUCCUCAAAUCUUAUCAGGAGUUGUUCCAUAUCUUACUGGAGAGCUACUGAGCGAUCAGUUGGACAUUCGUCUGAAAGCAGUGGGUUUAGUAGGUGACCUCUUUGCUCUUCCGGGAUCUACUAUUUCUGAAGCAUUCAAGCCUGUCUUUUUGGAGUUCCUAAAAAGGCUGACUGAUAGAGUGGUGGAAGUCAGAAUGUCUGUCCUUGAGUAUGUCAAGAUUUGUCUUCUGGAGAAUCCUUUCAGGGCUGAAGCUCAUCAAAUGAUCUAUGCUCUCUCUGACCGGUUGUUGGACUAUGAUGAGAAUGUUCGUAAACAAGUUGUUUCUGUGGUUUGCGAUGUAGCAUGUCAUGCCCUCACAUCCAUACCAGUUGAGACUGUCAAACUGGUCUCAGAACGCCUUCGGGACAAAUCUCUUCUGGUGAAAAGGUAUGCCAUGGAGAGGUUAGCUGACAUAUAUAGAGUAUCUUGCAUGAAGCGGUCUAGUGAUUCAACGAAGGAUGAUGAAUAUGAUUGGAUUGUUGGCAAGAUUUUGAGAUGCUUUUAUGAUAAAGAUUUCAGAUCUGAUGCAAUUGAACCUAUCAUAUCUCUAUCCUUGUUCCCAGUUGAUUUUUCUGUCAAAGAUAAGGUGGCAAAUUGGGUUAGAAUCUUCUCUGGGUUUGACAAGGUCGAGGUAAAGGCUCUUGAGAAGAUCCUAGAGCAGAAGCAAAGGUUACAACAAGAGAUGCAGAAGUACCUUUCCCUCAGACAAUUGUCUCAGGAAGGUGAUGGUGCUGAGAUCGAAAAGAAAGUAAUGUUUUGCUGCCGUGUUAUGUCUCGCUGUUUUACUGAUCCUGCAAAGGCGGAGGAGAGUUUUCAGAUUCUUGACCAGUUAAAAGAUUCCAACAUUUGGAAAAUAUUGAUGCAACUUCUUAAUCCGGACACCAGCUCUGUUCAAGCUAGUAAUUUAAGGGAUGAUUUGCUGAAAAUCCUGGGUCACAAGCAUCGACUGUCCGAGUUUCUGAGCCUUCUUUCUUUGAAAUGCUCUUAUCUACUUUUUGACAAGGAUCAUGUUAAAGAAAUCCUUCUGGAGGCUGGAGUAAAGAAAUCUACUGGAAACACAGACUUAAUUUUAUCCUGCAUGACUAUUCUUGUGAUUCUUGCACGAUUUUGUCCUUUGCUGCUUGGGGGAAUUGAAGAAGAUUUGGUACCUCUUCUUGAGGAUGAUAAUGAAAUAAUAAAGGAAGGUACUUUGCAUAUUCUUGCGAAGGCAGGGGGAACUAUCCGAGAACAACUGGGUGUUUCAUCAAGAUCGUUGGACCUUAUUCUUGAGCGCAUAUGCAUCGAGGGUAGCCGAAGGCAGGCUAAGUAUGCUGUUCAUGCCCUGGCAUCGAUCACCAAAGAUGAUGGUCUGAUGUCACUAUCUGUUCUUUACAAGAGGCUGGUUGAUCUGCUUGAAGAGAAGUCCCGUUUGCCAGCUGUACUACAAUCUCUGGGAUGCAUAGCCCAAGCUGCUAUGCCAGUCUUUGAAACAAGAGAAAGUGAGGUUGAAAAGUUCAUCAAGGCAAAUAUACUGGAGCUUGGACAUAUUGCAGGAGAAAAAGCAACUGGUUGUUGGGAUGAUAGAAGUGAACUUUGUUCUUUAAAGAUUUUUGGCAUUAAAGCUUUAGUCAAGAGCUAUUUACCCGUCAAGGAUGCUCACCUUCGUUCUGGAAUUGAUGGCAUAAUUGAAAUCCUGAAGAAUAUACUCUUGUUCGGUGAUAUCUCAAGGGAGACUAAAUCAAGUUUAGUUGAUAAAGCUCAUUUGAAACUUGCUGCGGCAAAAGCUAUUCUUCGCCUAUCAAAGCACUGGGAGCACAAACUUCCUGUUGAUGUUCUUUACCUUGCAUUGAGAACUUCAGAGGACAACUUUCCUGAGGUAAACAAACUAUUUCUGGACAAGGUUCAUCAAUAUGUAAGGGACCGGAUUUUAGACCCAAAGUAUGCAUGUGCCUUCUUGCUUGAUAUUUCAUCAGAGUCGGAUUUGGAAGAGAAUAAACGCUAUUUGAAUGACAUCAUCCAGAUGUGUCGGCAAGGGAGGGGACGCCAUAUCUCAUUGCAGACUGAUGCAAUGUCUCCACCACUUUAUCCAGAAUACAUUCUCCCAUACGUGGUUCAUGCACUUGCUCAUCAUCCGUCAUUUCCUAAUAUUGAUGAAUGCAAAGAUGUCAAAAGAUUUGAACCUAUAUACAGGCAGUUGUAUCUAUUCCUGUCUCUGCUGGUGCAUGGUGAUGCAGAUGGCAAAUCUGAUGUCAGUAGCAAGGACAAGGAGAGCGUGUUACUUUUGAAUUCAUUUUUGCAAUGUAUCAAGCACUCCGAGGAUGCUUUUGAUGCAGCUAAGUCCAAGAACUUGUAUGCUCUGUGUGACCUUGGUAUGCCGAUUAUUAAGCGGUUAGCUCCAAAGCAAGAUGAUCUUCAAGAUUCUAGUGUGUCUGUGAUCCUACCUCCUGUGCUUUACAAACCACUUGAGAAGAAAGAGGAAAAUGACUCUCUGGUUGGUGAAGUGAAGACAUGGCUAGCAGAUGCGGGUGUCGUGGCCCACUUUGAAUCACUUCAACUGGAAGCUAAUGGAAUUGUUCAUUCAGUAAUUUCAGAGGAUGAUGUCAUGAAGGACAGUGAAACAGAGGGCAGUGAGAUGCCACUAGGAAAGUUGAUGAAACGUCUGAAAGCGAAGGCAGCAAAGGCAAAAAAAGAGGUGAAGUAUGAGCCUGCACAGGCUGGCGUGGCAAAUGAAAGUGAUUUUAUCUUGAAAAUGGUGAAGGAAAUAAAUACUGAUAGUUUGGUUGCAAACACCAAGUUUGAGUCAAGUAAUGGGCAUGGAUGUGCUCGCAGAAAGAGGAGAAGUGGCGAUGAAUGUGAGAAGAGGAAUAUGCUGUCUAGUGAAUCAACUGAUGUUCCUGUCCCAAAACGUAGAAGGACGCCAUCUGGUCAAGCCCACAGGUCUCCCCCAGCAGUUAGUUCAAAGGAUUCUAAGAGGCCCACUAAUGUGAAUCAGGAGAAUAUUAACAAUGACUCUGACAAAACGGAUGAGAAGCCUCAGACUAGUUCAGAAGAUCAAUGUAUGCAAGAAAAAACUGCUGAAUCCCCAGAGUUCAAAUUGCUAUCUUCACGUUUUAGGAAGAAAUCAAGCUCCUCGUCUAAGCAGAAAGGUAAACGUUCUGGCAGAGAUCACGAUGUGGUACUCAAUAACUCACCAGAAGCUAAGAAGCCUAAGAAAGUCCGGAAUACUGAAAGCCCACGCUCAAUAACUUCUUCCAAGUUGGGAUCUAUGAAGAAGCAAAGGCCAGAAAGUGUCAUGGGAAUAGGAAAGUGCACAACCAAAGACAACAGGAGUUCCGAAGAAGACUUAAUUGGUUGCAGAAUAAAAGUUUGGUGGCCCAUGGAUAAGCAGUACUAUGAAGGUGUUGUGAAGUCAUUCGACACCCAGAAAAAGAAGCAUGUGAUAUUAUAUGAUGAUGGAGAUGUGGAAGUCCUUCGAUUAGAAAGGGAGCGCUGGGAGCUCGUUGACAAUGGUCUGGAGGCCAAGCGAUCUGGUUCAUCCAAGGGCCUUCCUCCUAAAGGAGGAUCAUCUGGGCAGAGAAGGAAAUCAAGCGGAGGCCGCAAACAAGAUAAAAAAUUGGAAGAGAAAUCUCUUUCAUCUGAAGUAAGAAAAAGAACAGCAGGGAAAAGUCCAAAACAAAGGCCAAAAGUCAUGUUAAAGAGUAAAUCCUUUAGGGAAAGUGGUGGAAGCCCACAUGAUGCACACCCUGAGUUUACCUCCUCAGUUGAUGAUUCAGACUCAGAGAACCAAAGGACCGGGAAGAGUUUUGCUGAGGAGGAGCUAACUGACAAGGACCAGAAACAAGAGCAAGAUGUUGAGAAGGGAUUGAGUGAUGCAGAAGAGCCCAAAGAUGAUGAAAAAGAUUCCGAAGAUACUGAGAGUGACAAUCUUCGCGGAUCUCCACAUGAUGCUCAUGGAUCUGAUAAUGAAGCAAUUUCUUCUUCAGAUAAGAAGCAGCCAAAUAAGAUCAAUGAAGAAUCUGCGGAUGAAGCGGACAGCUUGCACAGCCACGCCACAGCGUCAGAGAAGAUUGACAAGAAGACUUCUGCUUCUGAUUCUUCAGAGACCGAGCUUUCAGACAACGAACCUCUGAGUAUGUGGAAGCAGCGCUCUGGAAAAAAGUAAGGCCAUGCAAAUAGUUGCCCAGCUGCUGCACAUUGGUGGCUGUGCUGGAGCAUGCGAAAUUAGUUGCACUUCUAAAUAGCUUACAGUUAAUAUUUAAGACAUAACACGAUUUAACUGCUGAUCUAAAUAAAUUUGCAUGCGAUUGCCCUGCUGUAGAUUAUGACACACCGUAGAAGUUACAGGAGAAGACGAUUCAUUCCUACAGGAUAAAAGACUGUGCCUUUAUUCAUAUUUGAUUCUCUUGUAUGUGCAAGAUCUUCUGUACAGCUACAAAUUGUAUGUACCUGCUAUUUGCAGAGUUCCUGAUUUUUAUGUAGAUUUCUAAAUUAUCAAACGUUAUUUGGUCUA
Molecule: messenger RNA, 5471 nt
Organism: Sesamum indicum (sesame)
Lineage: Eukaryota; Viridiplantae; Streptophyta; Magnoliopsida; Lamiales; Pedaliaceae
Product: sister chromatid cohesion protein PDS5 homolog A
Biological process (GO): mitotic sister chromatid cohesion; DNA repair
Cellular component (GO): nucleus; chromatin
Source: RefSeq, a predicted model, not a curated record